CUUUCAUUUCGUAAAAAUAAAUUUUAUGAAACUCUAUUAAAAAAAUUCUCAUAAAAUUUUAUUCACACUUACUAAGUUACCGAAUUUGCUUUCCCGCUCCAUCCCCUCCCCUGUCCUUUCCUCCCAUAGAAAAUUGUGAAGCCCACCACCACGCCCUACAAGAGUGUUCUUGGAUGCUCCUGUCAGAACAUUCCAUUCCUAGUACCCAUCCUCUCCUCUUCCUAAACUUCUCUUCUCCCAUCCACACCAUCACGGGUUCUUGGCUCCUGGGGGUUUCUUCUUAUCCUUCUUCCUCUGAGUGGGGUUUAGGGGCAGCCGGGCUCUUGUUUUCCCGCGUGAAGUUUGGAUCUUGGCGGGUGGAUUGGCGCCGGCGGCGAGGGCCUUCUUUUGUGCCUUUGUGGAGGGGGUUCUUGGGGUAGCGAUGGUCUGAACUCCGAAGAGGGAUUUCGCUGGGGUUCAGGAGCUCUUUCACUGCAGAUGUGCAACUUGGUGUGGCUGUUCCGUGUAAUCUGGCGGAUCUUCAGCGUCGCCUUCUGAUGCUCCGUGUUCUUCAGUCCACACUUCUUCAAGAAUUUUAGAGACUGGUGGGGUGGGUUGAGUGGCGAAAGCGGUGGUUUUUGUUAGUCCUUUUUUGGGGGAUGCGGUUUAAGCGCCUCGGGUUCAAAAAGCUGGAAUCUUGCUGCCUUUGAUCUCAAGCAACCAACCGAGAGGCUCAUCGAUGUAGUGCCGUCUCCAUCGUCCUGGGCUUUGGAAGCAGCUGCUCCGGGAUGGCCUGCCUGAAGCUGGGAUCGAGAGCUGAUGUGUUCAGGAAGGAAGGCCAAGAAUGGUAUUGCACGUCUGGUCUUCCUAGUGAUAUAACUGUGGUAGUUGGGGAUCAGUCUUUCCAUCUUCACAAGUUUCCUCUAUUAUCAAAGAGUGACCUUUUGGAGAGGCAUAUCAGAGAGAAAAUUGAUAAGGGAGAAGAUAGUUGUGUCAUUGAUCUAUCUGAUAUUCCUGGGGGAGCAAGGUCUUUUGAACUAGCUGCUAAGUUCUGCUAUGGUCUAAAGUUUGAAAUGACUUCCUCCAAUGUUGUACACCUUCGUUGUGCUGCUGAUUAUCUCGAAAUGACAGAAGAGAUGGCCAAGGGGAAUUUGAUAGCUCAGACAGAGAACUUCCUUACCCAAACAGUCCUCAGGAGCUGGAAAGACUCGAUCAAGGUCCUUCAUACUUGUGACGACGUGCUUGAUAUUGCUGAAAGAUUGAAAAUUAUAAAGAGAUGUGUCGACUCGAUUGCAACUAAAUCAUGUAGUGAUCCUGAUUUGUUUGUCUGGCCAGUAGUCCAGUAUGGAGGCCCCAUGCAGAGUCCUGGAGGGAGCCUCUUGUGGAAUGGUAUAAGCAAGGGAGCAAGGCCAAGAAAUAGCAGCCCAGAUUGGUGGUAUGAUGAUGUCUCAUGCUUAAGCCUUUCGUUAUACAAAAAGGUCAUCUCAGCUAUGGAAUAUCGGGGCAUCAGUCAGGACAUUAUCGUUGGAUCCCUUAACCAUUAUGCCAAAAGGCGUUUGCCCAGUUUGAAUCGGCGUAAAAGCAUCAGCGAUGUCAGCAACUGUCUUUCAGUGACAACUUUAACAGCCAUCCCUUCUGAAGAGGAGCAGAAGUAUCUUCUUGAGGAGAUCGAUAGACUGCUACCUUUCCAAAGGGGUGUUACAUCUUGCAAGCUACUGUUUGGCCUUCUGCGCACAGCAGUCAUCCUGAAAGCCAGCCCCUCUUGCUUGUCCAACUUGGAGAGACGGAUAGGUUUGCAGCUUGACAAGGCCACUCUGGAAGAUCUUUUGAUACCAAACAUCUCCGAGUCCAUAGAAACGCUAUAUGAUGUGGACUGUGUCCAGAGGAUUGUUGACCAUUUCUUGGCAAUGGAUCAAGAAACUGGUGGGGCUUCCUCUAGCCUUGGCGAAGAUGGGCAUAUAUUAGCUUCACCAUCUUUAAUGCCGAUAACUAUGGUUGCUAAGUUGAUUGAUGGUUAUCUAGCUGAAGUUGCACCAGACGUGAACUUGAAGCUGCCAAAGUUUCGGUCUUUGGCUGCUGCUAUACCAGAUUAUGCCUGUCCAAUAGAUGAUGGACUUUAUCGUGCUAUUGACAUAUAUCUCAAGGCUCAUCCUCACCUGUCAGAAUCAGAGAAGGAAGAGCUCUGCCGGGUGAUGGACUGCCAGAAGCUCUCCCUGGAGGCCUGCACCCACGCAGCGCAGAACGAGCGCCUCCCGCUCCGCGUCAUCGUGCAGGUCCUCUUCUUAGAGCAGCUCCAGCUGCGGAGCUCCAUCGCCGAGUGCCUCAUGGUCUCCGAGCCCCUUGAGGGUGGUGGCUCGAGGCAGCUUGGCCUGCCCAUCUCCGGCGAGCACCACUGCGCCGGCUGGCCACUGGCUGCCAGGGAGAACCAGAUCCUGCGGGAAGGCAUGGACAGCAUGAAGCAGCGGGUGGCCGAGCUGCAGAAGGAGUGCUCCACCAUGAAGGGGCAGAUCGAGCGGCUGGGCUGCAGCAGGAGUGCCGGCAAGAGCUGGUUCCCGUUCCCCCUCGCCGUGAAGCCGCAGAUUUGCAGCACUAAGGAGGCUGCUCUGGAGACGGCGGCGGCGGCAAGCGAGGACAAGCUGGCCGUGGUGAAAGCUGGCACUGGCACUGGCACUGGCAGUGGCGGCACGCCUCAACUGAUGCAUAGCCCAAGCCCUAGACUCUUUUUCUGAUCAGCAACUCGGUAGAAUGUUUUGGUGAUGUGUCUGUCAACUUGCUGGAUUUCUUUGCAUGCAUCUACCCAGGAGGAACUCAGCUAUUGAUCUGAUCUGAUGCUAAGUUUUUGACAUUUGCCGAGUGAUAAUGCAUAGCCUUACUGAGUUAUUAACAUCUUUUGCACUAUCUUAAAUGGACUGGUAAUCUGGUGAUUCCAGGUCUGCACUUCACAAGGUGCAGCCAUAAGAGAGAGUCCUUGUUGGAUGUUUAACAUUGAUCCAAAAUUGUAGCCUUUGACGGAUGAAAAUGAAUUGGGGCAUUAUUAGCAUA
Molecule: messenger RNA, 3021 nt
Organism: Phragmites australis (common reed)
Lineage: Eukaryota; Viridiplantae; Streptophyta; Magnoliopsida; Poales; Poaceae
Product: BTB/POZ domain-containing protein At1g30440-like
Exons: 5
Coding region: 768-2708 (646 amino acids)
Molecular function (GO): protein binding
Source: RefSeq, a predicted model, not a curated record